Messenger RNA from Echinostoma caproni, 240 nucleotides. Lineage: Eukaryota; Metazoa; Platyhelminthes; Trematoda; Plagiorchiida; Echinostomatidae. The record is from the annotation of a GenBank genome assembly.
UCCGGUUCCGGUUCCUUGGAAUUGGUCGAAUCAUGCGUACGUGAGAUGCCCGCGAAUUUCCGUCACAAUUUGGCCUACCUUUGUCUUUUCUUGCACAAAGUUGCUUCCUUCUCGGCUGUGAACAAGAUGACUCCGGAUAAUUUGUCUAUCGUGCUCUCUCCGAAUCUCUAUCGGUUGCCUAGCACAGAAUCGAAUAUCUCCUCCUCGAUGAUGGACUCGAUGAAUUCAAACAAUCUGUAA